Bemisia tabaci is the source of this 6273-nucleotide messenger RNA. RefSeq names its product beta-1,4-N-acetylgalactosaminyltransferase bre-4. The record is from RefSeq and is a predicted model, not a curated record. Gene Ontology annotation, molecular function: galactosyltransferase activity; N-acetyl-beta-glucosaminyl-derivative 4-beta-N-acetylgalactosaminyltransferase activity. Gene Ontology annotation, cellular component: Golgi apparatus. Gene Ontology annotation, biological process: glycosphingolipid biosynthetic process; carbohydrate metabolic process. NCBI's taxonomy places the organism in Eukaryota, Metazoa, Arthropoda, Insecta, Hemiptera, Aleyrodidae.
CUUUCCCAAAUUAAUUCACCCGAAGCUUCUGUGGAUGGUUAUCUACUCUCUUCCUAACCAAGUGAAGUCUUCGAUGGCAUGACGAGGGAUUCUUCGCUGAGCUCUUAUGAUUUGCCUGAAGUGUUGAACCUCUCAGAGACUUUGGUCUGGCAGGCCACAAGUCUUACACCGAUUUCAAAAAUGAAAGUAUGAGCCCAGAUCCUGCACGGUCUCGCCGAAGAUAUUUUGUCAUAAUUUUUCUUGCCUGCUCUUUUAUCGGAUUUCAAUAUUCCUACAGCCUCAUGACAUACAAGAACCCAUCAUUUGAGCCACUUUUCGCUGUGAACUCCAGUUCUCCAUAUUUGCUCUCUCCAAAUGCUUCUAAAUUCCAAUAUCUUAAGAUGAAUGCCUCAAGAAACUCUAAACAUUCACUCAAUCUGUGUGCUGUUAUUCCUCCUAAUUUAACUGGACCGAAUACAGUAGAAAUCUACACUGAGCCUCUUGAUAAGCUUGAAGAACUUUACAAAGACAUGCCACUAAUGCCUGGUGGUCGUUUCAAGCCUCAAGACUGUAUUCCUAGGUAUAAUGUAGCCAUCAUAGUACCAUACCGGAAUCGACAAGACCACCUAGUCAGUUUCAUUCAUCAUAUUCAUCCCUUCUUACAGAAGCAGUUGAUCGCAUACACAAUUUUUAUCAUAGAACAAGCAGGCUCAGAUCCGUUCAACCGGGCAAUGCUGUUAAAUGUCGGCUCAGUUGAAGCUCUAAAGUUAGAUAGUAGUUUUGAUUGUUUUAUAUUCCAUGACGUAGACCUAUUACCAGAAGAUGAGCGUAAUCUAUACACCUGUCCUGAACAGCCGCGACAUAUGUCUGUGGCCAUAGAUGUCAUGAACUACAGAUUGCCGUAUCGAGAUAUUUUCGGUGGUGUAAGUGCCCUGACAAAAGAGCAGUUCUUGAAAUUGAAUGGUUUCAGCAACCUAUUUUGGGGUUGGGGUGGUGAGGACGAUGAUAUGGCAAAACGAAUUCGAACCCAUGGAUUUCAUAUCUCUCGAUACCCACAUAACAUAGCACGAUAUACCAUGCUCAAACACCGCAAACAAAAAGCAAACCCAAAAAGGUAUGAAAAACUGUACCUAAGCGAAAGGAGAGUUACAACAGAUGGACUGAGCUCACUCAAAUAUCGUCCUGUUGCUAUUCGCCACUCGAAGCUUUUUAUGUGGAUUUUAGCAGAGUUGACUGCGACCAGCUGAUGGAACUUUCUUGCACGUCUGCUCCCAGGCGUGCUUUAGGUAAGUGUCCUUUCUUUAGUUUAUCAUGAAUCUCAUCCUAAGCUUUGAGCCAAGGGAUUACAGUAUUCACUUAAGCCAGUUGAGCCUACAUAUCAAAAAUGUUUCAACAUUUUUUUUUUUUCAAGAAUUUCUUCCUCUUUCUAGUCGAAAUUGAGGAACCUGAAACGAUGUAACUUUGAAUGCCAAUGAUUGUUUCUGAAAGGUCUCAGAAGUCUGUGAUCAGUUUUAAUUAGUUUAAAACUUGUUAAUUUUUAAGUCGUCGGGCCUGUUCUUGAUUCGAAUUCUGUUCACCCGUAAGUUUUUACAGGUAAGCAGGGAAUUCCCUUCCAAGGAAAUUAUCACAACCUUUGUCUUGAGAAGCAAGCAUUCAGCAGAUCUCUCAAAACCUUAUGAGAGUAAAUGCUUUUAAAACUUUUAGGAUCUGAAUAUUUUCUGAAAAACCCAAAAAUAUUUGCACGAGGACUUUCGUUUUGUAGAACUUGAUGAAACUGAAAAUCAAUUGUUACAUCCAUCCAAGUUGUAAACUAACGUAGAGACACCCCUUGUGUGUGACCAUCCAAGGAAAAACAAAUCCUAGUUCAUGGAGGCAAACUUCCUCAUGACAGGGAUUUUUAUAAGGCUAGUCUGUGUAAAAAAUUAGGUAUGUUACAAGAAACACGCUUUAAUAAUCCAAUGAGUAAUUCGUGAGUGCUUGAUUAUAUUUUUGUGUCACAGCAGAGUCUGAUUUUCCGUUUUAAUCAGAGAGAGCCAAGGAAUUUUUAAUUAGAGCCAAGAAAUGCAAAGGUAUACAAUUUUUUUAAAAAAAUAGUUUUUUUUAGAACUUCACUUGUUAAUAAAAUACUAUUGUAUCAAUGCACCGUCAUUUUGUAGUUCAUUAUAUUUAUAGCCUGGUAUCCUGUCACACCCUCUCUCUGAAUUUCCAAUCGUUUUGAAAUUUAGUUUCAUAAAAUUUUACCUAAUGCGAGUCCUUUUUGUGCUGUUUUGCUCAAAUUUUCCCUGUCUUUUUGUCAUUUACUGGUAUGUACCAUUAUCUGAAUUUUUGUCAAGCAAACUUGACUAUUCUUUCUGUUAAAAUUCUAUGAAAUAAGUUGAGUUUAAUUGACCGCGACACCUAAAGAAUCUUGUACUACUUUUUACGGUGCAUUAUCUAUGUUGAAUGUUUUCUUUUUUAUUGUUAAUUGAUUACUCACUUAUUUGAUCGUGCAUCCAAUUUUACAUUUGUUUGUUACAUUAAUUUUCUCAUCUUUUUUCCUUUUUAUUUUAUUUUUUUUUUUCAAGAUCUGGUCCUAAAAGUGUAUUGUAGAAUACUAUUGUUAAAAUAAUGCUCAAUGAUCUUAAUGUUAGUUUUUAAGCUGUAUGUUUUUCAGCUCAUUUUAAGGCGGUAAUCUCAAAUCAAGACAUUCAUGUUGGCAGGUUCAUCCACAAAUAAUCUUUUAAAGUUAAGCCUCUUUCCAGGCUUGCCAUUAAGGCUUUAAUUACUUGCUGACAAUUUUUAUUCUACAUAGCAUAAAGAAAAUUAAAAUAUAAGGGGAGUGCUAAGUUUGUUUUUAAUUUACUUGUUAUCAACGACUCUUAGCUUGUGCAAUUUGUGAUGAUAUUCUUGUCAGAAGUGUCUAAAAUUAACUUGUCUUAAUUCAAUUCUAAACAGUCCCCACAGAAUUUUUUACUUAUAUUCCUCCAGUGAAUUCCAAGUUGACCAGACAUGAAAAUUUGAAGAGAAAUGGAAAAACUUGAAUAAUGCAAAGAGAUUUCGAAGUCUUAGCCUCCCCAAGAAGCUACAUAAGUAUUCAUAUAUUAUGUAUGUAACUCGAAUAGCUAAUCGAAGUUUUCUCUUGACAUUCCUCUUAAUAACGUUGUAAAAUUCACUAACAAGCUAGAUGUGCAACGUAUCUGAUUAGAGGCUGCCUAUAAAUGAGUCUGAAAUUGUUCUUUUUUAAUUUUUUUAUUCCACCGAUUUCAUGAAAAUUUUGGAACUUUAAAUAGGAAACGUCAGUAUUACAUUUUACAUAACCUCAUUUCCAGUUUCGUCCGAAUUUGAUACCUUUGGUGAAUCCAUUUUUUCUCCUGUAUUAUUUUUUUUUCAAUCAGAUUUUGUUUUGUCAUAUGUUCAUAUGUUAGUAAUAUAUUUACUUGCAAAAGUGCCUGAAUUUUCCGCCUGUAUAUAUUUAGGAUCUGGAAACUAAAUUUGCAUCACAAACAGUGCUAAUAAUUAGCAACUCUCUAAGCUGAUGACCUUUAUUGGCAAAAAUUGUGGGUAAUAAUCCUAUAUCAUUGCUCAGUUAAUUGUUUUUAUAGUAUACGCACAUUGGAUGUAUAUAUAAUUUUAAUGUCUCAAAUUUACAUGUUUGAGAUUAAAAACAUAAAAGUUGUCGUAUCUUGUACAGCAAUGGUAAUUUUGAAACUUAUUCUUUCACUGUUUUUUCAGUUUGAAAAAAAAAAAAUUCUGUUUUUAUUUUAUUUUUUAUUCUGAAUGGGAGUUAGACAAGUGCUUGUUUUCGGAGAGAAUACAAUAGCAAAGGAGAAAGAAGGGGAGGUGGAGGAAGCAAGGAAAAAUAUUUUAAAAUAAAAAAGCAAUGGAAGUGUGUUCUUAAUGAAAAAUGUUUUUCUUGACCUCAUGCCCUGAAAUUUUGAACAUUCUAUUGUCAGUUUCCUUUGCUCACCAUCCUAUCUUGCUCCUCCUGUAAAAAGAUUUAGCUACAAUAGAUGGUGUAGAUGCAUUAAGAAGAUCCAUUUAAGUUGUUUAGUGAGGUAAUCAAACAUAAUUCACCUCUCCGUAAUGCAUUUUUCGCAUGCAACAAGGCUACUCAGUUUAAGCAUUGCACCUUGUGUAUUUUGGAAGAAACACAAUAGAGCUAUUGAUUUUUUAUCAACUCUGAAGCUCAAAAAAAGCCCUUAAAGUUGAGCUGGUAAUGACAGAUGCAACCUGCACCUCAAAUGGAGUCCACCCCUAAAUGGAAAUCAAUCUCUGUCCAGCAAUAGGGCAAAGAAAUUACUGUAGACUUAGCAUUACCAUCUUAAAACUUGUGAGUUCCUACAACCUUGCUAAAGAAUUCGGCUCCAUCUCCAAAUGGAGAGUUUGAUUCAAUAUAAAGGUUGACUCUCUAAUCGGUUCAAACCACCACCUCUUUGAUAGCCUCAACUUGAAGAGCUUUUCUUGAGCUUGGAAGUUAAUUUUAAAGAAAACUAGUGGCCCCAUCAUGUCUCUGGCAAAAUUUUAAGCAAGAGUAAGUAGAAAAAUUGAAAAGUCUUGCUGCAUGUAAGACCUUCAUUAUUUAUCUUAAAAAUUGCUUGGCAUUUCACUUCCACUCCCUUUGAAUUUAAGUACCAAAAAUUCUUGGCUGUGUGACAGUUUAGUUUGCGAGAAUUUCUCACCUCCUGAAGAUCUGUUCGAUCAUUUGUUCGUUCGUUUUUCAUGCAGUUGCGUUUGUUCAUUCUGUUGAUGAUUUUAAUCUAUUGAAAUAUGUAUUUUGUAUUUAAAAUACGUGUCUGUUAGGCUAAGUCUUUAGAAUUGGUGCCAUUUAUAUUCUGUGCAAUGUACAAUUUCCAGUUUGCCAUUCGAAGAUUGAUGUCAGCAUAUUUGUGUUAAGCCGGUGAGCUACCCUUUAUGUGUAUUGAUGCAAGUUUAAGUCUACUCAACAACAGCUUUCCACCUACUUCUCAAAAUUGUCUAGUCUAGAGGUGUGAUAUUUGAUUCUGUUCUUAGUCUAGUGACUGAUCAAUGAAAUCUUUCCCUCAAUCAAACUAAAAACUGCCCAGAAAAAUAAAGAACCAAGAACCUAGAGAAAAUAAAAUGGAGGUAUUCUUUGAAGUUUUUAACACUCAUGAUUCAAGUCUAAUUUCAAGAAACGCUCCGAAAUAAUCAAAUUAAUAUUUAAUUACUAUUCCUUCUUCCAUCUUAGUUUGUAUUACCUUUGGAAAUUCAUUGAAAGUUUGCUGACCAUCUUAUUGCUGUGGAAUUAUUCUUUUGGAAUAGAUCUGUAUGAAUUUGUCCUUUUUUCGAGGAGGAAGUUUACUUAUCACUGUUGUGGAUAAAUUUUUACUCUACUCACAACAUCUCUUUGAACUUUUUGUCAUUAUUUUGUGAAACAAAUGCCGGGAUAACUGACUAUCUAAUGGAAAUUCAGUGGAGAAAGAUGAAUAUUCUGGUAACCAAAAACAAAUUCUAACCGUACAUUUCAACGAAAUCCUAGCGAAUUGCAGGGCUUUUACAUCUUUAUGUUUAAUAGAAAAUUCUUAGAUUGCCAUCAGAAUGUUGAGUCAAAAGUUUCCAGUAUUUUAUCAGGUACCUUUUAUAAAGGAAAGGUAAAAAAAAAUAAAAACCUAAAUACCACAAUUCCGUAUGCCCUUGAAAACUUUUACACCAAUGGUUUUGGGAAAUAGUUGGACGUCUACAAUUCUGUCCAAUCAAAAGCCUUUAAAAAAUAUGCCACAUUUUAGUCUCCUAACAUGCUGUGAAGUGAGGGAGGUGCAUAUCGAAAUUCCAUUCAAGCGCAUAGCACCAGCUAAAAGGUCUGAAAAUAGGUAUUUUUGCUUAGUUUUUCUUAUUCAUGAUUUAUUUACUUAUUUAUAUUUUUUAUUUGAAGAACUUCAGAUUAUCUGUUCAUUUAACUUUAUCAAACUGUUAAUAUGUAUAUUCGAAUUUAAUCUUUGGGACUUCUAUAAAAAUUUUCUCUUUUAUGUCUAACACCCAUAUCUGUGCUAUUAUACUUUUCUAAGAGCAAUUUUUACAAUAUACAUACUCCUUUAAUGAAUAGACAAGCAUAUUUGUCCUCAAUCAAAAUCAUGUAGAAACCUUCAAUUUCUUCCAUUUAUGGUUUUUCAUCCAAUACCCAUGACAUAGUUCCAUGUUAAUUUGUACUUAAAAGAUCAGUUUAUUAUCAUAGUAUUUUUCCAAGCAUUUAAAUUUUAUUGGUGUUUCAUUUGGCUGUGCUGAUUGAUUUGUUAGUAUGUAUCAUUGUCUUUCGAGCAUAGAUGAAGGAGAAAAAUGUUACGCCAACUUAUAUGACAU